Molecule: messenger RNA, 327 nt
Organism: Fonsecaea multimorphosa CBS 102226
Lineage: Eukaryota; Fungi; Ascomycota; Eurotiomycetes; Chaetothyriales; Herpotrichiellaceae
Exons: 2
Coding region: 1-327 (108 amino acids)
Source: RefSeq, a predicted model, not a curated record
AUGGGCCUGAUGCGCAUCGGCCUCAACGAGUGGAUCUUCUGCGCCUUUGAGCACGACCUCCAGGGUGUCAUCGUCGACGAGCGGCAACCGGAAACCCCGUUAUACGCGCGUUGGGGCGAGUUGCGGAAGCAGGCAUUGGCGUUCAGCAUGAGGGCACGGGGCCUGAUAUGGCCGCUGGCAACGGCGGCCGAGUCCGAGGUGUGCCCCACGGCGGCGAAGCUAUACAUCAUUGAUCGGCUGAAGGAGCUUGCGUACAUGCAUGAGCUUGAUCAAGCGAGGGAAGCAGCGAUGAUGUUAGAGGAAGGAAUACCGCUUAGGGACUGGUAA